This is a messenger RNA of Paramisgurnus dabryanus, 1386 nucleotides long. Lineage: Eukaryota; Metazoa; Chordata; Actinopteri; Cypriniformes; Cobitidae. The record is from RefSeq and is a predicted model, not a curated record.
AUGGAUGUUCCUGAUCUGGCCUGCCCCCAAUCAAAACCAAAGAUUUGUCCGGAUAAACGCAAGACAUUGAAGCAACGCUUGCUUGGAUGCUUCCGGAGGGGCAAAGUGGAGUCAAUGCCGACUUCACAGAUUGAGGCCGAUCCAGCUAUCCCUGAUGCCAGGGAAGUUGCUGAUCUGGCAGAUUCUCAAUCGAAGAGUGUUGGCUUAAAGAAACACAAACAAAAGGCUUCAAAGAGCCGCUCAUUUCACAACCCUUGGAGAAAAAAAGGGAAGAGUAAAGUGAAAAAAGAUGCCGAUCCAGCUAUUCCUGAUGCCAUGGAUGGUGCGGAUCUGGCCAGUUUUGGUGGCAUCGCUGCAGCUAAUGCCAGGCUACAGAAGAUAGGUGCCAUUCCAGAGAAUAUUGGGUUAAAAGGUGGCGGAAAUCCCGACCCAAAUAAAGCUAAAAAUCCUGGGUCAAAAGAAGAUGGAAAUCCUGGGGCAAAAGCCCUUGAAAUCCCAGAAAUCCCUUACCAGAAGAUGAUAAAGUUGUCAGACACUUUUGAUUCUAAAUAUCAACUCUUGGAGGAGGAAGUGCUUGGGGAAGGUGGCUUUGGCAGCGUGUACAAAGGGAUCCGUAAAUCGGAUGGCAGUGAGGUUGCCAUCAAGCUAAUCAGCAGACAUAUAAAUGAUGGCACUAUUCAGAUUCCUGGAUACCCCAAACCGCUCAUUACAGAAGUGGGGCUGAUGCUUAAGUUAAGAGAUGCGCCCUCAUGCACCAAUGUCAUACAGUUGUAUGACUGGUACGAGACUAAACACUUUUACAUGCUCGUGUGUGAGUACCCACUGCACAGCGAAUCCUUGUUGCAAUUUGUUAAUCGUGAAGAAAAACUAAGUGAAAAUACAGCAAGACAUCUCAUGCGUCAGGCGGUACUGGCAAUGCAACACUGUCUGGAUAAUGGAGUUUUCCAUACCGACAUCAGUCCCGGAAACUUCUUGGUGCAGCAAUCAACAAUGAGCCUGAAGUUAAUUGACUUUGGGGUUGGACAUUAUCUGACGCAUGAUGAUGGCUAUGACAUUUGGGGAUCAUGUAGCACCUUGCUUGAGAUCGAAAAAUUCCCGGCCGUGCAAGAAACCGUCUGGGCCUUAGGUAAUGUGCUGUACUUCAUGGUGCAUGGAUCUUUCAUGAAUUCCAGGAAUCUGAAGAGAACUGAGAAGCGUUUAUCAAUGGAAAUCUAUGAUCUGUUAAGAGGUUGCCUGGCCAAGAAUCCAAGUGAUCGUCCGACGCUCAAGCAGAUCUUAGAUCAUGACUGGUUUAAAACUGAGUCUGACGAAGAAGAGCUACUCUUUCUACAACCAGAAAGCAAGAAUAGCACAGACAUUAAAAGGGCCACAGUUUCUCAGGAGUAG